Messenger RNA from Nelumbo nucifera (sacred lotus), 806 nucleotides. RefSeq names its product early nodulin-93-like. NCBI's taxonomy places the organism in Eukaryota, Viridiplantae, Streptophyta, Magnoliopsida, Proteales, Nelumbonaceae. The record is from RefSeq and is a predicted model, not a curated record.
CCCUCCCCUAGUCUGAGAAAACCAAGCGACCAUUAAUGGGGGGACGUCGUUGGGAUCAGCUCCGAGGACGUCUGCCCCACACCCACAAAAGUAAACGAAGGAAAAACAGGAGAAUCCGAUCUUGGUUUGGAACCAAACAUCAAAAACCACCCAACCCUGCCAGACCCACCAUUCUCUCCCCUUCUCUGAUCUCACACUAUAAGUAACGAGCCUCAACUCCCAACUCCAUUCAGUGUCUUGAGCCUUGAAGUAUAACUUUCAAUAAGACUUAUCUCUCUCAUCAAUUCUUUUCCGUCAUCAUCUCAGUUGUCAAGAAUGGCAAGGAAUGUAGUUCAGUCCACCAUUGACAGAAAUGGAUUGGCUUCACUGGACCAGAAACUCGCCUUAGCAAAGCGAUGUGGUCAUGAGGGAGUCGUCGCUGGGGCCAAAGCGGCUGUCGUCGCUGCCGUUGCUUCUGCAGUUCCUACCCUUGCUAGUGUGAGGAUGCUGCCAUGGGCUAAAGCAAACCUCAACCCAACUGCUCAGGCUCUCAUCAUCUCAACGGUGGCCGGUUCUGCAUACUUCGUGGUAGCAGAUAAGACUGUUCUGAAAACGGCGAGAAAGAACUCUUUCAAGGAAUUGCAAUAGCCUCUAACCACCGGUGCAGAAUCCAGUCUCUGAUGACUGAUGUUCUUCUGCAUCUUCUUCCUUACCCACUUAAUUUUUGCUUGUAAUUUGGUUUGCUGUGUGUAAAUGAGUAUAUCCAAAAUUAAUGCAAUAUAACAAAUGGAAAUAUAUGAUAGAAAUGUUACUCUACUUUGUCUCAA